This is a messenger RNA of Triticum turgidum subsp. durum (durum wheat), 483 nucleotides long. The record is from the annotation of a GenBank genome assembly. NCBI's taxonomy places the organism in Eukaryota, Viridiplantae, Streptophyta, Magnoliopsida, Poales, Poaceae.
AUGGAAUCGAGUUCUUGUCAGAUCCAGUCGACAGAUGCGCCUCUGGCCCAUGUUGCAAGCCAAGCUUUAGUAUGCACGCCUGCUGAAUCCAGCAUUGGCGAUGCCGGGGGUGCCGCACUGGACUUACAAAUGGAGUUGAACAACACUUGCGAGGGGAUUGCUCUGUCCGCACCGGCGUCCGAGCAAUCUACAGGCGGAGACAACCCUCAAGCCCCUGGUUGGACUAAAAUAAUCCGUAUGGGGCGUGCACCUGAUGAACGACCCCCAUGUGCUGCCAGGAUGAGUGCGUUGGAAAUGGCAUUGCCAAGUUAUGCAGAAAAGAAAACUGAAACUGUCAUAGUUCCUGCUCUGGGAAGCAACUUCGAUACACUGGGGGAAGCCUAUGGUUACUACAAUCUAUAUUCAUGGGAGAUCGGCUUUGGAGUAAGAUAUGGCAAACGCCGGCUAAAUGUCGAAAAAGAACAAAAUGCAUGCAGGAGAUAG